Messenger RNA from Notolabrus celidotus (New Zealand spotty), 3420 nucleotides. It is a transcript of the gene tmem168a, whose product is annotated as transmembrane protein 168a. The transcript is spliced from 6 exons. The record is from RefSeq and is a predicted model, not a curated record. The coding region runs from base 309 to 2387 and encodes 692 amino acids. Lineage: Eukaryota; Metazoa; Chordata; Actinopteri; Labriformes; Labridae.
UAGAUGCCGUCAUCCCAAUAAAUAACAUGUAAGCAACAUUUUAAUAUUGAAGACAUGAGCUGCUGCUUAGUUUAGCAUGACUUACCCUUGAGAUUUUUUGCAAGAGGUGUUAGUUGUGUCUUUUCGGUUGAGGAGACUGCAUUGAAAUGUGAACGAAAAGACAUCGAAAAGUCAGCAGAGACUGGGCUGAUUCUGGAAACUGUAACCAAGAGGCGGUGUCCUCCAUUUCCAAACUCUCAAAUGUAAAUAUUAAAAGUUGACUCACAGAGUCUUCAUCUGCAUUUGGAUCUCUACUUUUCAAGUUAACCAUGGCUCAGGAGGAAGAGGAAGAGCUGACAGUCGAUGGACCAAAGGAGGUGGACAUGUUUACAUCAGUGCGUUGCCUGGGCUACCUGUCCAGCAUCAACCUCCUUGUGGCGGUAUGCGUCGGCAUGUACGUACGCUGGGAGGUGACGGAUGAGCCAAUGAUCCUGGUCAUCUUCAUCCUGGGUCUCUUCGUCCUGGGGAUAGCAAGCAUCCUGCAUUACUACUUUGCCAUGGAGAAAGCCAGCCUCAGCUUGUUCCAUUUGUGGUUUGGCUUUUUGAUCGGCCUUCUUUGCUUCCUCAACAGCCCUGCCUUGGACUCAAAUGUCAAGGAACUGGUUGCCAACUAUCUCCUCUUAGCCAGUGUAAUCAUGAAAACAGUAUGGGCUUUUACUGAGCGAAUAUGCAGCUCGGUUCGAUACAAACCCAUGAUGCUAACAUCAGCUGAGUUCCUGGAGCUCCUAGGAUUUGGCAUUGCCAGUACUAUGAUGCAUCUUGAAAAAUCAGUGGCCAUAAUAGGCUUGGUAGUGGCCUUGGGGGCUCUCAUUGUGGACCUGAGGAUGAAAUCUCUCCUGGCUUUACCCAACCUGGUCAGUUUUGCUUUGGUUACAUCCCUGGUGUUUUUUCAAGCCUUGAAUAUCACAGCCAACCCGUAUGCUUUGGGAUGCUACCUGGGCAGGCUGCUGUGUGAGCCCGUGUUGGAUGUCUACUUCAGUGGGCUGGGUUCCAGUGAGCGUUGGAUACCAAUGCUCUCCAUGGGGAAGGUGUGGAGGAGGCUGUCCCUGCUUCCUCUCUGCCUGAUGGAGCUGACCUUCUUUGUCAUGGCUGCCUUAAAGCUUGGCCACUUGGAGCUGUGGUAUCUGGUGAUCCCAGGCUUCUGCUUGUUUGGCAUUUUCUGGUCCAUCUGCCACAUUAUCCUGCUCAUCACAAUAUGGGGCUUCCACACCAAACUGAAUGAGUGUCAGAAGGCCUGGAGGGCUCAGCGGUCCGGCAGCCGGAGCCUCAACCAAGUCAUGGCCUCGAGGGGAAUCCGGCACUUCUGCCUGAUUUCGGAACGCCUGGUGUUCUUCAGUAUGCUGUCGACGGUCGUACUGGGAGCUGUGUCCUGGCAGCCCGGCAACGGUCUCUUUCUGAGUGCCCUGCUGGUGGUGCUGCCUCUGGAGUCCCUGACACACGGCUUGUUCCACGAGUUGGGCAGCUGCCUGGGGGGAACCUGUGUAGGAUACGCCCUCGUCAUACCAACAGCUUAUUGCAGCCCUGAUGGUCAACCCACCCUCCUACCACCUGAGCAUGUCCAGCAGCUGAACCUGCGCUCCACAGGAAUGCUGAACAACGUGCAGCGCCUCUUUUCACACCACAUGAUCCAAACAUUUGGCUGCGACUAUUCUACCAGUGGUUACACACUGGAGGCCUUGCUGACGAAGCUGCGGAGCUUCCUGGAGCUGCGAACAGAAGACGGGCCCCGCCAUGACACCUAUCUGGUUUUCUACAGUGGACACACACACAAAGGCACGGGGGCAUGGGCUCUGACAGGAGGGGAGAGCCUCCACCUGGCCCAGCUGCUGGAUCUCUGGAAGGAGAAAAACGCCGGCCAUUACUCCCGCCUCAUCCUCAUCCUGGACACAGAGAACUCCCUCCCUUGGGUGAAGGAGAUCCGCAGGGUGGAGGGGGUCUAUGUCGCCGUGCAGGGUGCCGAGCUGGCCGUCACCAGGGUGGACCCGGAGGCUGGAGACCUCCCUUAUCUCGGGGACUUCACCCACGAAUGGGUUGAGUUCAACUGCAACCCAGACAUCGAUACCCAGUGGUCGGAAAAGGGACGGACAGUCACUGCUUUGUAUGGGGUUUCAAAACGCUGGAGCGACUACACUCUUCACCUGCCCACAGGGAGUGAUGUGGCCAAGCACUGGAAGACCCACUUCCCUAAGGCGACAUAUCCCAUGGUGCACCUCUCCAACUGGUGCUGCGGCCUUAACCUGUUCUGGUUCUGCAGCGUGUGCUUACGCUGCUUCAGGAGGUGUAAACUAGCUUGGUUUCCACCCGCUGUACUGGACACUGGGCUGGGCAUCAAACUGGUGCACUCUUAGAAAGAAGAAAGAAGGAAGGAACAUUUUGAUUUAGUUAAUGUGUUUUCACAGGAGGGUACAAGGUGUUUAGGGAGAGGAAAAACAAUUGCAGAUACUUAGCAGACUGGAUUUCCCCUAUGAGUGUGGGACCUUUUGUCAAAGAGGCUGUUCGGCCAAAAAAUCGAUUGGUUUUUUCAAGUAGGACCAAGUGCAAAGACAAAAAAUGAUUGUAUUUAUAUGUUUAUAUAUUGGGCAUGUGUGCUAUUAUUUUGAACAAUUGCAUUAUCAUCUAUUGAUUCUUUUUCUAUUAACCUAGUGCCUUAUAAAUGGAGUUGGGGGCUAUCUGUAACACAAAAAAAAAAAGCCAAAUUUCUUAUGUAAUAUAUUUCAAUAUGCAUCCUCGCCUUGCCUCUUAUUUAUAUUCCAAGGAGUUAGCGAACACUCUUAACUUACACUGUGGGCAGGGAGCGGGCUCAGUAUUUUUUUAAGAGCCUUUUAACAAUAUCGACAAAAUGACUGUUGUGGGGCUGAACUCAGUGGUCUUCUGGGUAUGCAGAGUCUUGCCAAAAUGCCAGCCUGCCGCUCUAGCCUAGGGAUCUUUCCUUAUUGAAUUCAUACAGUUAGGAUGCUUUUAUUUCUGAUCUGAACAAAAAAAAAACACAUCCGCUGAAGGACAGCAUCGUGCCCCAUAUGGGUUUGUAAUGCAAUUAUUUCAAGUUAAGGAAGUUCUUUGCUGUACACAAAUACAGCACUGUAAAGUUUAAUAGCUGUACCCCUGGUCAUAUUUUGAAGAAGUUACUUGUAAUUCAAUAAGUGCUAUACUUUUUAUCAUCGUAGCAGCCAUAGGAACCUGUAUUGUAGAUUUUUUUACUUCCUCCUUUAUGGGCUCUCCCUCCCACUCAAAACUCUGGAUGGACUGUUGCCUUAAAGUUUGUGUUUUACUUUAAUGUUUCCGAGAGGUCAAAGUGGCUUUUUUUUUCCCACGUGUAUUUCCCCAUGUGCCUCGCUUCAGUUAUGGCUGAAAAUGUCAGAUUAAACAUGGAUAAUAACCUGA